Molecule: messenger RNA, 568 nt
Organism: Corvus hawaiiensis (hawaiian crow)
Lineage: Eukaryota; Metazoa; Chordata; Aves; Passeriformes; Corvidae
Gene: BET1L
Product: Bet1 golgi vesicular membrane trafficking protein like
Exons: 4
Coding region: 43-378 (111 amino acids)
Biological process (GO): retrograde transport, endosome to Golgi; regulation of retrograde vesicle-mediated transport, Golgi to ER
Cellular component (GO): SNARE complex; Golgi trans cisterna
Molecular function (GO): SNAP receptor activity
Source: RefSeq, a predicted model, not a curated record
CGCCCGGCGGGGCGGGGCGGGGCGGGCCGGGCCGGGGCGGCCAUGGCGGAGCGGGGCCGAGGGCAGAGCCCGAGCGCCAUGGAGGACCUGCUGGAUGUGGAGAACAAGCGGAUGGCCGACAGCCUGGCCAGCAAGGUCACCAGGCUGAAGUCGCUGGCUCUGGAUAUCGACAAGGAUGCUGAGGAACAGAACCACUACCUGGAUGGCAUGGACUCGGAUUUCCUGAGCGUGACGGGGCUGCUGACGGGCAGCGUGAAGCGCUUCUCCGGCAUGGCGCGCUCCGGCCGCGACAACCGCCGGCUGCUCCUCGCCGUCUCCGUGGCGCUCGUCCUCAUCUUCUUCAUCCUCUACUACCUGGUGUCCCGGGCAGGGACCUGAGCCCGGCCUGGGAGGGCGUCCCAGGGUGUCCCAGGCCAGACCCCGCCACCCACAGACCUGUCCGCGCGUUUCCAGAGGAGCCUCCAGCCACGCCUCCGCCUUCCGAGCGACUCUUCCUCCCUCCAGCUCCUCGUUGUCGCUCCAGCAGGGCCCAGACAGCUCUUCCAAAACAAGUUUGGCUCCAAAGGGA